Klebsormidium nitens is the source of this 1491-nucleotide messenger RNA. The record is from the annotation of a GenBank genome assembly. Lineage: Eukaryota; Viridiplantae; Streptophyta; Klebsormidiophyceae; Klebsormidiales; Klebsormidiaceae.
AUGCGCCAAGCGGGUUGCAAAGCGGAAGGCACAAAACGCUGUGCGCGGACAAAACAAAAGCUGCAGUGGAGCUCACGUAUCAAAGUAGAACCGUCAUCACAACUGGGGUUGGAAUCUCCUCAAUCGAGGCGCGCGCGUUUUGUUUGCAAAGCGAUGGAGGGCGACCUGGACGAGACUGUGGAGCGCUGCGCUUCCCUGCUGACGUCAGAAAGUGACGGGAUCCGGGCCGGUUGGAGCCUGCUGAUAGGCCUUCUUCAAGGUGGAGAUGAGAAUCGGCUGAGAUUCGCCAGGGUCGCCCAAGAGAUAGCGGCAUGUAACGGGGGCGCCGUACUUAGGCGGCUCUUGUGGCUGACGCUCGGGCGACUAUACCGGAUUGAGCUCGAUACUGAAGGUCGCCAACACUUCCUCGCAUCUAGUUACACGCUGUCGCUUGGGAUGCUGACGUCGAGCAAGGUGGUAGUGAAGCGCUGCUUGAGAGAGGGACUCCGGCCGGGAGGGGAGGAGAACAAAUUCCGGCCGGAAGAGGAUGAUGAAACCGGAACAAAGCGGGGGGAGAAGGACAACGGAGGAGGACCGGAAGAGAAACGGAACGGAAGAGGGCCAGAAGAGAAGGAGAACGCGCGGCAGAUCUACGCGCACCUUUUGCGGCACGUCGCGCACUUCUGCAAGAUCGUGCGCCUCUCGGGGGGCCUUUGGAACUCUUCCACCUUAAAACGUUUGUCCACUUUGGUCGUGGCCGGUUCUCUGGAAUGCCUGGCCAACUUUGCGCGGGCUUCGAAAGCAUUCCGGGACGCUAUUCGCGACGCAGCGGAAGAGCCGAACAUGUUCGAGCAACUUACGGACCUGCUGCGCUCGGAGUGCGUGGCACAAAUGUCCUCUGAUAUUGUCCGGAAGAUCCGGCUCGCUUUGGCGGGUCUAGCAGUCUCGCUCGCGUCUUCUGCGGACAGUCAAUUUUGGGCAAUCGACCGGGGUCUCCUAAAGCUGAUCGCAACCAUCUACGAAGCGUCCCCCGUGCGAGAGUUGGCCAAACUGUCCAAGCGGGCGGCGUCUCCGGCGUACCGCUGCAACAUCGCCCUGUUCCGCUUGCUUUCCGUGGACACUCUAGCGGAAAAGCUGCGCGCGCACAACGUGCUCGAAGGUUUCCGCCCUCACAAGCGGACGAUCAACAGCGCGGAACCGGAGUCCCACCCCUGGGCGUACUUCGAAGGCAGGUUGCAAGGUCUGGAGAUGCCCCUGAGACGCGAGCUUUCCGCCGCGGAUUGGAAGCUCGCGGAAGAACAGCUCAGCGGAAGGUACUUGGUCCCGGUUGUAUGCUCGUGGAGGCUGUGCGCGGCCGGCCGCGAGCCCGUCAUUGGGAAGGGGUUUAGCAAAUGCGGGCGCUGCCAGGUGGCACGCUACUGCAGCAAGGAGCAUCAGAAGCUGCACUGGGAGACCCAUAAGAAACAUUGCAAGGCACCUCAGGCAAAGAAAGACGUGACGAAGACAGAAUGA